UAUAAGACCUAUGUGCUGCCCCUGCAUCGCCAGUUUCCCUUCGUUCUCCACCCGGGUUCAGCAAGAGUCCUCCCCUUUCCAAUUGUCGAUCCAUCUCCCCACGAUCUGACCCACCUGCGCCUUCGUCUCUCGCGUCGAUUAGCAUUCACCAUGUCAGACUGCAAGCAAGAGAUCAUCACUUUCCCAGAUCUCAUGAAGUCCAUCCCCUUCCCGAUCCGCUUGAACCCUUAUACCCGAUUCGUGUCUGCCGAUUCGGAUGCCUUCAUCCUGGAGUACGGGAACUUCUCGGAGAAGCAACGGGCCAAGUUCAUUGGCCUCAAUGCUGGCCUAUUGUGCGGCAUGUGCUAUGCCGAGUCAGGUCCCGAUGAGCUCAGGGUAUGCUCGGAUUUCAUGAGCUUUCUGUUCAAUCUCGACGAUUGGAGCGACGAAUUCGACACAACCGGGACGAAGGGUCUAGAGGAGGCUGUUAUGAACACGUUGCGUCAUCCGGACACCUUCCAUUCUGACACUAUCGCAGCUCGAACUGCUAAAUCAUGGUGGACGAGGAUGCUCAAGACGGUCGGUCCGAACUGCAAGGAACGCUUCAUCUAUACGAUGGGCUUGUAUUUCAAAGCCAUCAUGCAACAGGCUGCCGACCGUGCAUCAAACAGCAUUCCAGAGCUCGAAGCCUACAUCGAUUUGCGACGCAGUACGAGUGGAUGCAAGACCGGCUUCGCCCUCAUCGAAUACGCUGCAGGCAUCGACCUUCCUAACGAGGUCUAUGAGCAUCCUGCUAUCCAAGGCCUCUUGAACGCCACUAACGACUGUGUCAGCUGGGCUAAUGACAUCCUUUCAUACAACAGAGAACAAUCACGAGGGGAUUCGCAUAAUCUCGUGCCUGUACUCAUGCGGACUCUCGGUAUCGAGCGACAGGCAGCCGUUGAUUACGCUGCGGACCUGUGCAACAAAACCGUAGAGCGAUUCCUUGCAGGCAAGACGGCGUUGCCGUCCUGGGGUCCUGAGGUCGAUGCACAGGUUCAACAGUACAUCCAGGGCCUGGAAGACUGGAUCAUCGCCAACGCGGAGUGGAGUUUCAUGACUGAGAGGUACUUCGGGAAGGAUGGACCGAAGAUUAGGAAGAGCCUGCAGGUGCCUUUGCUGCCGGUGGUUGGAUUUGUUUAGACGUCGCCAAUCCGCCACGCGAGGAAGCACAAUUCUUCGCGUUUGAUCCUGACAGGAAACAGCGCCAUCAGUGUACCCUA
Laetiporus sulphureus 93-53 is the source of this 1241-nucleotide messenger RNA. Its product is annotated as terpenoid synthase. The record is from RefSeq and is a predicted model, not a curated record. Bases 151 to 1161 code for a protein of 336 amino acids. The transcript has 4 exons. Lineage: Eukaryota; Fungi; Basidiomycota; Agaricomycetes; Polyporales; Laetiporaceae.